Eimeria mitis is the source of this 657-nucleotide messenger RNA. RefSeq lists its product as uncharacterized. The transcript has 6 exons. The record is from RefSeq and is a predicted model, not a curated record. Gene Ontology annotation, biological process: CDP-diacylglycerol biosynthetic process; cardiolipin biosynthetic process. Gene Ontology annotation, cellular component: mitochondrion. Gene Ontology annotation, molecular function: phosphatidate cytidylyltransferase activity. Lineage: Eukaryota; Apicomplexa; Conoidasida; Eucoccidiorida; Eimeriidae. Bases 1 to 657 code for a protein of 218 amino acids.
AUGCAGCUGCGUCUCGCACUGUUGCUGCUGCCUGAUGCCGUGAGCCUGGAGUGUCUCCUCAGGGAGAUCGUCUCCCUUUCCUACAGAGGAGACUUCAGGGUCCUCUUCGCUGAGGACCCAAACAAAGCGCAGGCCAUUGUGAAUGGCCAGGGGGCCGAUCUGUGCUCCAUCUACCUCCCGCUGUUGUCGGAGAUCCCUUCUGUGCAUUUGGAAGUGGAGGGGGGCCCCCUGGGUACUCAGGGGCCCCCCGUUGCUCCUGGGGGGCCCCCGCUGCUCCAGAAAGCCUUCAGCAACACGCAUGCAAAGCGGGGCCCCCAAAACAGAAGAGACAAAUUUUGCCCUGUAGAAUUUGGACUCAGCCGUAUUUUAGUCCGGCAAGACAGGUCACCUGCUGCUCUCUCUGCUCUGUAUGACCCCCUUCCUCUGUCUCUCCGUUGGAGGGCAGAAUACGAGGGGCCCCCAGGGGCCCCUAGUAGUACAGCGGGAGGGGGCCCCCCUGCUGGGCCCCCACCUGUAAGGGCCUUGCGGCUGGGGCUGCAGCAGUUGGUGUUUGGCCCCACUCUGAAGUGCAGCCUCAAGAACGCUGUCUCCGCUGGCUUUGGAGCUUCGGUGCUGUAUAGCCUGCACAAGCUGGGUAAACGUUUGGGGCUGCGCUAA